ACCUUAUUGUAGAAUGGUCAACGUGAAAUUCGUCGAUUCAAACUGCUAUCGAUAAAUAUUAGAAAGUCGAUAGUUAUCGAUUCAUUGAAAAUUUCGAUUCUCGAAGUUACAAUUACUCUUUGUAAACGAAACAUGUUUAAAAAUUGGCGCCAUCGUAAAAUUGAUCAAAGAGAACAUUGAAUGUGUAUUUUGGUUAGAUUUUGUAGUAAUUGCAGUUACCGAAUAUUUACAGUCUAAUAGUUUGGACAAAGUCCGAGGCAUCAAAAUGUACAGCAAUUCUCGAUUGAUUGAUCCAGUCGUAAUAUGUCCUUAUAAUAAGAAUCAUCUAAUUGCAAAAUCUCGCCUUCAGAAACACAUUGUCAAAUGCGAAAAGCAAUAUCCUGAACAUUAUAAAAUUAUGUGUCCUUAUAAUGCAACUCAUCGUUUGUUUAAAAGUGAAUUGGAGGAACACAUAAUGACCUGUUCUGCUCGCAAAGUAUUAGAAUCUGAGAUGUAUUCAGAAUUAAAGAAACAUGGGUAUACGCAAUUUCCAAUGCCAUCGGAGAUUUCAAGUACAGUAGAUUGUACAGAAAAUUGGGAUCUGGAUAGAGAUAAUGUAACAGACGAUGAAAAUAGUUUGAGUAAUAAUAUUACUCCCUCGCAAGUUAUAAACAUAAACAUUAGCGAACAAAAGGUUUUGCGAGCUCCUCGUGGUUUUUCCGAGGCUAUGUUAAGAGAACCGGACGAAGAAUCAGCAGUCGAAGACUUUGAGUCGGUAACAAGUUCAAUGGGAAUCGGAAGAGGCAAAAUUAUUAGAGAAAAACAUUGGAUGAAGUUUGUUGGAUUGGGUAGAGGAAGUCCACUAAAUACAGAUUAGGUUCUAUAGCAGACUAUAAUGAUUAUCUGAUCAGUUCUUCACAUGAACAUAAUAAGUAAAAAACGAAAUAUAAAUCUGUUUAUAUUACUAUAAAAAUAGUAAAAGAACGAAAUGUAUAAUUUCAAUAGUACAUAUUUUAUAUCAUUUACAAGUAGUACGAAGUUGAUUAUUACUAUUAUUACUAUUAUUACAUGUAUUAACGCUAGGUAUUAGUUACUUAAGUUUAUUUGAUUGAAAAACAUUCAUUUUCGUACAUCUUUUAAUUUCCGUAAUUUACAUUAAUCAUAAUAUCUACAAACAUGGUUUAUUUAAGAACUAGCUUUCAAAAAGUUCAUAGUUUCUUCGAUAAUACAUUAAAUGUUGUUAGUAAUAGAUAUGAGAAAAAACUAAAUAAAAUUAUUUACAAAUGCGGGAUACUGCAGUGACUGUUUUAUUUUUUAAUACUUAAUCGUAAUUUGUAUUAGAUGUUUCAUAAUUUAUCACUUCCUGUGACAAAGAAACAUUAUUAUUAUUAUUAUAUAACGAAUUUUGCAGCCAAGUGUUUGAUUUCUUUCUAUAAUUAUAGCGCGUAAAAUGAAAAUACAACAGAUACAGUCUAUGGUUUCUAUUGGCAAAUAAUUUAAAUUCACGAAUGACGCGAAUUUAGAGAUUUAAAAUGAAAACGGAUUUGUAGCAACGCGAUACGAUAAUAAUAUUUAACGUUAAUGAAUGAAAAAUUCGUUUCAAUACCUCUCUGUUACUUUAACUUACAAUCUUAAUUUUACACUACUGAUAUUCAUGCGCAAUUCCUCAUCAUACAACGUGAAAUAUUUGUUUCUUUUCAUAUUUACAACUACAAUGAAAUACAUUCUAAUGUCUUAAAAGUUAUAGUUGUAGUUGAUGCUGUUUAAUGACAAAUCUAUGGGAUGACGAUGCUUGAAAAUUGAAGUUGAACAUAAAAUCAUAAUUUUGUAAAUGCAAUUUUACUGAAAAAAAGAGAAAA
Messenger RNA from Nomia melanderi (Alkali bee), 1838 nucleotides. RefSeq lists its product as uncharacterized. NCBI's taxonomy places the organism in Eukaryota, Metazoa, Arthropoda, Insecta, Hymenoptera, Halictidae. The record is from RefSeq and is a predicted model, not a curated record.